This is a messenger RNA of Petromyzon marinus (sea lamprey), 7907 nucleotides long. Lineage: Eukaryota; Metazoa; Chordata; Hyperoartia; Petromyzontiformes; Petromyzontidae. The record is from RefSeq and is a predicted model, not a curated record.
CGGCGGCGGCGGCGGCGGUGGUGGCGGCAACGGCGGUGGCGGCGGCUUCAGACAGGAAGGAGGGAGGGGGGGCGCGGGACGGCACGCGGCCGCGGGAGCCGGCGGGGGUCGCACGGGAGGAUGUUCGAGCGAGACGGGGAACAGCAGCGAGUCCGACAACAGCGGCUCGGCCUCCGAGUCGGGGUCGGGCAGCGCCAGCAGCUCCAGCGAAAGCGACGACGAGGACGACGAGGAUGACGACGACGAAGAAGAGGAGGACGAGGAGGAGAGAGGAGCAGAGGUCAACCCCGGCCGCGUCUCCCCCGAGCCGGAUCCCCCUCUCCGCAACAAGUGGCAGCUGCAGCCGUACCUGAACAAGGUGACGCCGCUGGGCGGAGGCCGCGGGUCCCCGGACUCGCCUUGCGGCCUGCUGGGCUCCCUGACCCCGGCACUGGUGCUGCUGCCCAACCUGAGCCAAGCUCAGCUGAAAGGGCAGGCCCAGCAGACCUCGGGGCAGCAGCAGCCGCAGCCGCAGCCGCUAGCCCGCACGCCGCCGGUGGCGACCGUGUCGGUGGCGUCCGAGCCGGAGCGGCCCGGCGCCGGCGAGCCGGCCGUAGAGAGCAGGACUCAGCGGCAGUGCCAGGUGGAGGCGGAGGCGGUGCCGGUGCCGGUGUCGACGCCCGCGCCGCACAGGAUGACGGGGCAGAAGCAGCCGAGGAGCAGCGUGGACAGGGGGGGAGCGACCGCCGGCGUGGAGGUCGGACCGCCCAAGGAGACGACAAUGCCCAGGAACGGCCUGCUGGUUCACUCGGAUACGCCGUCGGGUUCUGGCUCCGGCGGGGUUUUUUCCAAAACGGAGCCCCCCCGCGGAGCAUGGAAAAAGCCAAAACUUGUACAGCCCCCCAGCGAGCCAGCGACGAGGGGGAGGCCCCGGGGUGUGGGCCGGGGGAAAGGCGCCGCCAGGAAGGAGCCCAAACCAAUGUCCCGCCCGGCGGUGUCCGACAAGGACCGUAAGCGGCAGCGGGCCAACGGCAAAGUGGCACCGAUUUCUGUCGAGUUCGUCCACUCCACUUCCUGUUCUUCGGAUUCAGACUCAGACUCGGAUAGUGACAGCCCCACGGCUAAAGCGCGAUCGCCCCCCUACUGCGAGCUGCCCGGAAGCGAGACCAAACCCCCGGGCCCUGGCCGGAGACCCGCCGGGACGGUGACUAUCGAGCCGAAGGUCGAGCUCUUCAUGUCCCCGAUCCCGACGAUGGAGUCUACGCCGCUCUCGCCGCUGCGCGAGUCCAGAAGGAGCAGGACCGUCCACGCGCGGACGAGAGACAGCGAGCGGAGAGGCAGCGAGAGCAGCGAUUUCCUCUCCCCUCUCCGCGACGGCGAGCUGCUGCUCUCCCCGCUGCGCGACAACGACGGGAAUGGCCGGCUCGCGCCCGACUCCGGCGCCGGCCGGAACGCCAACGCCCGCUCCCCGUGGCGGCAGAGGCCCCGGCGAGAGAGCGAGACGAGCAGCGGGCCGCUUUCCCCGCCGCUCGACUGCGACGGCGCCGAGCGGCGGGGGCGCGCGCACUCCUCCGGCCGGGGCGGCGACCGCGAGACGGAGCGUCCGCCGGCGCCGCACGCCGGCGGGGUCCGUUCUCCGCGGCCCGCGUACGAAGGCCGUCGCAGCGCGUCGCCGACCCCGGCGGGUGCCGGCGACGGCGGGACCGCGACGUCGUUGGAUUUGCCGGAGCCGGCCGGCACGCUGCUGGUGCGAGUUGACCUCUCGCUGCUGACGCACGUGCCGGGGCGCGGGCGGUCGCGCGAGCGGGGUGGGGACGCCGGACGCCGCUCGCAAAGGGACGGCUCCUCCUCCGCUGACAAAGCUGCGCUGCCUGCGCCGCCGGCGGCGGUGGUGGCGGCGGAGAAGAGGAGGCACGAGUCGGACAGGUCGACGAGCCGGGAGAGCCGCGGCGGCGACGGCAAGAAACCCCGCACGGACAAAGACUCCUCGUCGAACCAGCAUGGCGCCGUCAACGGAGCGCCGCCCGAUCGCCACAAGCACCCGCUCUCCAGCAGGCAGUCCUCCAAGUCGCUUGACAAGAAGCGGCACACCACCUCUGCCAUGACCACCUCCACCUCCUCCUCUUUCUCGACCGGCCACUCCUCCUUCCGGUCGCCUAAAUCCGGCCACCCCGACGCGGCCCCGCGGCACAACGGAGCGAGCUGGCGCGCCAACGCUCCCGUCGGCGUCAAGCGGCCUGGGAGCUCGCCGCCGCCCGUUGCCGGGGCUACUGAGGUCGCCGCGGUGACGGUUAAUGGGGCGUGGCCGCAGGGACCGAGCAUCCAGGUGGACCGGCCCGGAGUGGCCUCCAGGCAGCAGCAGCAGCAGGAGUCCCCCAGCAAACCUCCCGUCAGACCCGGCGGCCGCAGGGUCUCGCUCGAGAGCUCUGCUGCCGAGCCGUGUCAGAGGAGCGACCUCUGCAGCGUGGCCUCCGAGCCUUGGCCAACGCUGCCCAAUGGCCACGGCGACCCGAAGAAACCGCUUCUCAACCACGACGAAAAGCCAAGGUCACCUGACUACCACAUGCUCGAAGCCAAGAGGCUGAAGCACAGGGCUGACAACAUGAUGGAGAAGUUCGGCAAGGCCAUCAACUACGCGGACGCGGCACUCUCGUUCAUUGAGUGCGGCAUCGCGAUGGAGCGGGACCCGCUGGAGGCAAAGUCGCCCUACUCCAUGUUCUCCGAGACCCUGGAGCUCAUCAAGUACACUAUGAGGCUCAGGAGUCACCUGGCACCAGACGCUUCCUCCGCUGAUCGGAAACUUGCUGCCAUCUGUUUCCGCUGUCAGACGCUGCUGUACAUCCGCCUCUUCCGCUUCAAGAAAGACAGCGCCAUGAAGUACGCCAGGGCGCUCACCGACCACUUCAAGAAUUCCCCCAAGACGGCACAGACAACGUCUCCCUGGAAUGGAAAGGCCGGCACACCAUCCCCGAUGCCGUCCACGCCAUCGCCCGCCGGCUCGGUGGGAUCCCAGGGCAGCGGCGGGGGUGCGUACGGAGGUGGUCCCUGCGCCGGGGGCCCCAACUCUUCCAAUCAGCCCCCCUCGUCGUCCUCCUCCUCGUCCUCCUCCUCGUCCUCCGGCUCGGCCGUGGUCAGCAUCCCGCAGCGAGUGCAUCAGAUGGCCGCCAGCCACGUGCACAUGACCAAUCAGCUGCUGUACGGCUACGAUGCGUGGGAGCAGGCCGACGCGCUCUGCAAGGAGAGCCGCAAGUUUUUCCAGGCUGUGGACUCCGCCGUGGGGGCUUUGACCCUGAGCAGCAGCCUGGGCCACCUCGUGCGUCACUGCCGACAGAGCCUGCACUGGCUGCGCCUGGAGACCCGGACGUAGCCCGUAUGUAGCCCGUCCCUUUCCCACCCCACGCAGACGCACUUGCGCUGCUGUGUGAGCGGUGAGGAUUGAAGUGGCGCUGCCUGGGAUUGCUUUCCAGUCCCCCUUGCCCGCUGACGGGAUUAACGCCUGCCCUGCUGAGCUAGCGCCUCCCCCUCCGUACUGGUUCUUGGGACAUAAGUUCGCUCGUGCCGAUCCCUAUUUUCGCGGUGGAAGAUGGAAGCCCCCUGAUUUCGAAGCAACCUUUGCGUGCGUUCCCGUGCCCUACGGUUGUACGGAAUAUCGGCGGGUGUGGAAAGAAACACUUCUGCAACACGCGCAAGAUGACGUUGGGGACGUGAAACAAACAUUGCUUUAUUGCCCUUCUUCAUUCAUAGGAGAGGACAAUCGGAGCCACUUAGUCAUUGCACAGCAGUUGAAGGAGAAGCUAAAGACCAGGUUUGUCUGGAAACUCUGUUCACCUCACAGCCUCAAAAAUCACAAAAAAACGCAAAUCAACAAAUCACCACCAGAUAAGCCUUGUGCCAAUAGGGAUAGUCCAUCAGUGGAUGACACAGAUUGCGAGCGAAGGAUGCUCCGACUACAUUGGCAGAAGUAGCGCGUGUUGAGUUUUUAUCCGUCGGAACUCAUGCCCGUCGCACUUCGUGUUGCUCUACAAGUGAGACGAGGCAGAGAUCACAGCCUGGAUUAGAACAUUCCCCCUCGCCUUUGGGGCUGCACAAGCGUCGCUGUCUGACUAAAGUGGGGGGAAACAAAGCUAAAACCUUCAGCAAGUUUUGAUAGUGCAGUAAGAGUGCGGAUCGCUUCAUUGAUAAACACAAAACAAAAAAAACAAGAGUUCACAUUUUAAAAAUAUAUAUAAUUUUUUUUUAAAAAUCCAAAAAUAUGCACGGUCUUUAUUUAAUGGUAAAAAAACACUUCUUGCGUAAAGCUAUAAGGCCGUGAAACGAUACGGUGGAAGUGAUCCUCCUGCUUGAGCGACGUGGCGGGGGGGGGGGCGGGGUCAUUCUUCUCUGCGUGCAAAGUGCCCUGCUGAGAAGUAUCUUUCUCUUUAUUUUUUUCUCGGUACCAUGUGACGUGCCUUAGAGAUUUGUAGAUAACAAGAGAAGAACUCGUACAAAAAGAGAAAUGAAAAAAAGAAAAUUAAAAAAAAAAUCACUCGAUGUAGUAGUGCGUCCGUGACGUUCGGAGUGGCUCUUGCGUUCUUGUGGCAAACCCUGGAAAAAAAAAACUUUUUUUUUGGCUGGAGCAGUUUUUUUAACGAUCUCGCUUUGUGAGCAAGCGCUCCCCCCUCCUCGUCUGCCUAUCAGCAUGGUGCUAAUCUAAACAAUCACGCCAUUCCCUACGUCAGUUUAUACCGAAAGUACCGUAUAUUGUUGCAGGGACGGGGGGGGGGGGCGGCUUCCAGCGUAUAAUUGUAUAGACACACGAGGCCGCCAAAAAUAUUUCGAGAUUGAAAUGUUAAAGAAAGGUCACCCAGGUCCUAAAGAUAGGUUUCCUUUCAAGUCCCACCUUAUUUAUUACUUAGAACAUGUUACGAUGCUUUGAUGUCAGGGGUGGCUAAAUUGAAUAACAGUGUCAGUGUGAUCGUGCUUUCAGUGGCCUCUCUCUUGAAAAUAUUUCAACUGCCUCUUGUUUAUAUAUAAACAGUGCUUUAGGGAAUUGUUAUUUGCCGGAAUUAUAUGGGAUUUUCUAGAACAGUUUAUAUACAUUUCUAACAGAACAGAAGCCAAGAGCCAAUCUUUAGCCUUUUCUGACUAACUUCCAAAACACACCUCAACUGGGUAAUCAUUCAUGGGUAAGGAUAUUUAUGAUGUCCUCCUCUGUUUUAUCGUACAGCAACAACAAAGAAUUAAAUGUACCAGAGACAUCCAUCCCUUUUUAUAAAAGUGAAUUGCGAUCUCUUAGCAAGCAUCCUACAAAGAACGACGAGAGAUCGGCGUUGGCCGCUGCCCUGAGUGAGAUUGUGUUAUCGUUUAAACUGCUUCAGCCACCAAGAGACAUUAAAUAAGACGUUCGUACCAGCCACCGGAUUAAUAAGCUGUAGUGUGCCGUAUUACGUGAGAAAUGUCAGCGGCGUUUAUGGUCGUCAAGCCGCAUGUCCCCCCGUGCUGCGUGCCAGAUUGUGGUGUUUUUGAAAGGCAGAGGCGUUCUGUUCAUCCGUUCACUCCUGACCUCACGUGGGUCCCGCAUUUGAACCUUGGAAAUGUAAAGCCACACUUCUUGGCAUUUGAGCUCCAGCCCAUUGGAACGUCAAGUGUCCACCUUCCUGGCAUUACAUGGGUAUUGCAACCUGUGAAAAAAAAACGUAAAAAAAUCAGCAACGAGAGGUAAUGUGCCCAUUUUCUUCUUGUUUUUUUGUAUUUGCUGUUGUUGGUGGUGGGAUAUGGCUGGGGGGUGGGGGAAGCGAGGCAUUUCGAUUUUAUUCCAGUGGAGCGUUUGGAGAUGACUGAGGCCCACUGCCGCGAGUUGUGGUUUGUUCUCGCGUGCGAGCGUACCUUGAAUGCGCUGUGAACAAAACCAGCGUGCGGCAGUGCAUGUAGCACUUCAAAGACAGUGACAUCAAUCGUUUGUGCGCGGCAUUACCGCGGGUUUUUUUCGCCGAUUUUACCCAACACACACAUUUGGCUUUGUACUUAUAGGAAACUUCACGGGAGGAGUUAGUAAUAAUAAGCCACUUUCUUUCCUGCCUCCCUGCGAUUUUGCAUGAAACGUCGAAUAACGUGGCAAAACUGAUAUAUUUUCUGGUUGUACUGCGUAAGGCUCGCAGCACACAGAGCAAAACGUCGGGCGUCGGGCGUCAGGCCCGAGUUAGCACAAACCUGAAAACACACAUCGAAGAGCUGUACAGCACAACUGCGAAAACCUACAUAGGAGAAAACUUCAAUUCCCCCCCCCCCUCCCACGGAAAAAUCCAAUGUGCAGUUUUCACAUUGGCAGGUUGACAAAAGUGGGGGAGAUUCAAGUAAGUGCAAUGGAACAAUGUGAAUGAGCUUGGAGGCUGUGACUCUGAUGAGUAACACAUGCCCUGGUGAGGCCCUCCGCUGGGGGUGAGUCUGCACUACUGCACAGGGACACAACUCUGCCACAAGCCCAGCCUCCUGGAUAGAUGGCAUUAAAUAAGGCUUUCAUUUCUCAAUAUUAUUUUUUUGUGACAUGGUGGCGAGGGUAUUGAGGGGUUGGGUAGGGGUGGGGUCUGUUGGGUCUGUGGGGUAGUUGGGAAGGUCAGUUAGACUAUGAAAAGAAACAAUUUCAGAAAAUGGAAUUCAACAACUUAGGUGCCAGUGGGUACCAGCAACAUUAAGGAGGAGACUAACACUGAAAUACGUUCCCUGUACUUUUGAACGAUGGCACAAUCAUGUCUUAACAUUUAUAUUUGGAUACACUAAGAGAAAGCUUCCUAAAAGUUUAAAUAUAGAUUAUACCUUCAAUUAUGAAGUUUAUCAAAAGAAAAUAAACAUUUUAUUUAAAGAUGCAUUUUAUAGGUACCAUUCUGAAAAGGGUAUUGACAACACUAUGCAUAGUCUGUGUUUUACUUAUUGAGUAGUGGCAACUGAGAAUAUGUGAACUUAAUAAAUAUAUGAAAAACAUCCAUCUGGCAGAGGUAUUGUAAAAAACAACAGCCAUGAUAUAUUUAAUUGCAAAAAUAUAUCCAGUGUAAUCACUAAGCAGUAGUCGUCUCUGACUGAUAAAAAAAAUGUCAGUGAUGAACAUGUAGAGAGAAAUAAAAUUCAAGGAUGCAUUAGAUUGAAUGUUCUGAGAAAUGUACUAUUUGCAAAAACACACUUUAGGAAACUUUUUUGUUCAGAUAUUUAUUUAAAUGUACAGCAACCGUGUAUGUCUUAAAUCAGAUGAACGUAUCGCAAGGCUGCAUUGCGAUUAGGCCUGCGACGAUUCCCGGCACCCCCAUGCGAUCCGUUGAAUCGUCACGCUUCAGUGGUCACAGCUUGAUUCCAGAAUAAUUACCAAAAAUAAUGUUUCGUCUAUACCCUCUCAUUUGUAUUUUCUCUUUUUAUUCCAUCUCUUUUGUUCACUCUUAUUUGCUCCCUUGGCUUAGAUGUCACAUUUACUUGUAAUUUGUACACUUUGUAAAGAGUCGAUUCUAAAACACUCACGUUUCGAUGAGCAUAGGAAACGAUUAUGGCCGGUGGAUCGCUACACGCCUAAUUUGUCAUCAUGGAAAGCCUAUCAUCAAAAACACUACCAGUACCUGUCACAAAGAUGUUCUAAGCAAUUAUGUUUUUGUUGUUAUUAUUGUUGUUGUUUAUGAAUAAGCCUUUACUCCUGGUUACAGCCCAGUAAAAAAAUUCCAGAGGACUGCCAUGAAGUAGCUGAGUUCAGAAUUAAGGGUCCAACAGAAGCUGUGUUUAAUGUGAGUCAAAGAAUGAAUGACCAUCACUUACAGAUGCUAUUUAAAAAAUAUAUAUAUAAAAUCAAAGAAUAUUUUACUUUAUUUAUUGCUAUAGUAAUUGCCAAAAGUCUUUUAAAGUGACGCCAAGCGAGGCACAGAAAAACCUUAUCAAGUGGCAGUAAACCCACUGCAGUGACACCUCACUGUGGG